This is a messenger RNA of Corylus avellana, 2833 nucleotides long. RefSeq lists its product as uncharacterized. Gene Ontology annotation, molecular function: protein binding; mRNA binding. NCBI's taxonomy places the organism in Eukaryota, Viridiplantae, Streptophyta, Magnoliopsida, Fagales, Betulaceae. Gene Ontology annotation, biological process: RNA processing; mitochondrion organization. Gene Ontology annotation, cellular component: mitochondrion. The record is from RefSeq and is a predicted model, not a curated record.
UACUAGGAGAGAGAAUUGAGAGGAUCCUUUCUGAGUCUUCUAAAACGACGAGAGUUGCAGUUAAAGCAAAGAAAACGCGAAAGAGCAAAAUCACCAUCGUCUCUCCCAACAAAAUGAACAGAUCACUCUCUUCUUCUAAACAAUCCCAACUCCUCCUCCUCCGCCUUCUCGAACCCCAAACCUCUACAGUUCCUUCGUACUCCCUCCUCCGCCACCUCUGCACCGAACCCAACCCCCCACCACCGCCACCACCACAAGACGAAGACUCACUGAUAACCAAAGCAGUCCAACUCCUCCAAGCCCCAGAGAAUGAGAACUCCGGCUCCACCCAACUCCGCCAGCUCCUAUUUUCCUCUUCUUCUCCUUCCUCUCCUGGCCUUUUUCGCCAAAUCGCUCGCCGCUUGAACUCUUCCUCCCAAGCGCUCAAGUUCUUCGACUACAUUCAGUCGAAUGCACCUUCGCAAGAUUUACAUUCAUUGUCCUCGACCUUCCAGGCCAUUUUUGAGCUCGCUAGCCGCGAACCCAAUUCGCAGGAGAAACUGUUAGAGCUGUAUAGGACGUCCAAAGAGCGGAACGUCCCGCUUACCAUCAAUGGCGCAACACUUCUUGUUCGGUGCUUGGGAAGGGCCAGGAUGGUGGACGAGGUGCUUGGUGUGGCUAACGAACUAGACUCGUCUUUGAAAAAUACGCAUUUUUGCAAUGUGGUGAUUGAUGUGCUAUUCAGAUUGGGGUAUGCGGAUUAUGCGCAUAAUGUGGUUGACGAAAUGCUUCAACCAAAUGCGGAGUGUCCGCCCAAUGAUAUUACGGGUGAUAUUGUUUUUGCGGCGUUGUUGAGGAGGGAGUGGCCACGGAGGACUUUCAAUGACGAGGAGAUUGUUGGGUUGGUGUCGAAAUUUGGUGAAUGUGGUGUGUUUCUGGAUAGUCCUAAACUUACGCAGUUGAUUACUAAAUUGUGUAGGAAUAGAAACACAAACCGUGCUUGGGAUGUUUUACAUCAUGUGAUGAAAUCCGGUGGUGCAGUGGAAACUGCAUCUUGCAAUGCGCUUUUGACAGGGUUGGCAAGGGAUGAGGACUUUGAGAGGAUGAAUAAGCUUACUACGGAGAUGAUACAGAUGGAUAUACAACCCAAUGUGGUAACUUUUGGGAUUCUUAUUAAUCGUAUGUGCAAGUCUCGGAGGGUCGAUGAGGCAUUGGAGUUUCUGGAGAAAAUGAAAGGAGGGAGUGAGGGGGUGUCGGUUGAACCUGAUGUAAUCAUGUACAAUACUCUGAUUGAUGGACUUUGUAAAGUUGGGAGGCAAGAAGAAGGUUUGAGUUUGAUGGACCAGAUGAGAUUGAAUAAAUGUGUGCCAAAUACUGUUACCUAUAAUUGCUUGAUUGACGGGUUCUGCAAAGCUGGUGAAAUUGAGAGGGCACAUGAGCUAUUUGAUCAGAUGAACAAGGAAAGAGUGUUUCCCAAUUCGAUCACCCUUAAUACUUUAGUUGAUGGUAUGUGCAGACAUGGGAGGAUCAAUAGCGCAGUUGAGUUCUUCAAUGACAUGCAAAGUAAUGGUCUGAAAGGCAAUGCAGUCACAUAUACAACCGUGAUUAAAGCAUUUUGUAAUGUCAACAACAUUGAUAAAGCAAUGGAAUUUUUCAAUCAAAUGUUAAAAGUUGGAUGCACCCCAGAUGCAAUUGUUUAUUAUACCUUGAUUUCGGGUUUGAGCCUAGCUGGAAGGAUGGAUGAUGCCAGCUGUGUCGUAUCAAAGUUGAAAGAAGCUGGGUUCUGCCUUGACACUGUCUCCUACAAUAAUCUCGUCAGUGGGUUCUGCAAGAAGAAUAAGUUGGAUAGAGCUUAUGAGAUGCUCAAGGAAAUGGAGCAAGCUGGAGUUAAGCCUGAUAGCUUCACAUAUAACAUUUUGAUUUCAUAUUUGAGCAAAACUGGGAAUUUCAAAAUAGCCCAUACAGUGAUGAGAAAGAUGGUUAAGGAGGGUAUAGUACCCACUGUUGUCACUUAUGGAGCACUGAUACAUGCGUAUUGCUUAAACAACAAAAUUGACAAAGCCAUGAAAAUUUUCAGGGAUUUGAGUUCUGCGUCAGAAGUUGCUCCCAACACUGUAAUAUACAAUAUUCUAAUAGAUUCUCUCUGCAAGAAUAAUGACGUAGAGCUUGCUCUUUCUCUGAUGCACGAUAUGAAAUGUAAGGGGGUGAGGCCCAAUAUUACCACAUACAAUGCUAUGUUCAAAGGCCUUCGGGAUAAAAAUUUAUUAGAGAAAGCAUUUGAACUUAUGGACAGAAUGGUUGAACAGGCGUGUAAUCCUGAUUAUAUAACCAUGGAGGUGCUUACUGAAUGGCUUUCUGCAGUUGGUGAAACAGGAAAGUUGAAAAAUUUUGUUGAAGGAUAUGAGGUUUCUGCUUCUUCUGGAUAGUAGGAUGGCUUUAGCAGCUGGAGGAUGGGUUGUGUUAUUGUUGGCCAUACUCGGAAGGAAGAAUCUUCUGGCCUUAUUGUUGUGUUAUGGUUGGAACGUCUGUUGGGCUUCACACAGAACAUUGAUUGAAGAAACUCAGUUUCUCAUGGGGGUCUAUGUGAGCACAUCGUUGCUGCAGCAUCCAUGCAUGUCCAUUGUGGGUUCCAUCCUUUCAUGUUGGACUAACCGAACAAAGAGGUAGGUAUAUUCCAUUACGUGUUGCUAAUAAGUUAUAUGCAGUCGAGACAUCUUCCUGUUGGGAGUUACAUGACACUAUAAAGGGUGAAUUGUACAACACUUGAUGGUUGAUUAUAAGCUACUGUUGAAGCUUCAUUUUCUGACCUUUACCUAUGAAUAACUAAACAUGCUUGAUUUGGCAGCCAUUUCAU